Molecule: messenger RNA, 1239 nt
Organism: Triplophysa rosa
Lineage: Eukaryota; Metazoa; Chordata; Actinopteri; Cypriniformes; Nemacheilidae
Product: ubiquitin-like
Exons: 2
Coding region: 337-768 (143 amino acids)
Biological process (GO): modification-dependent protein catabolic process; protein ubiquitination
Cellular component (GO): nucleus; cytoplasm
Molecular function (GO): protein tag activity; ubiquitin protein ligase binding
Source: RefSeq, a predicted model, not a curated record
ACUACUAUAGAUAAACCACAGUUUAUUUUUGUAGGGUAAUUUACUUCUUGAUUUAACAAAAAUGCUAUUGUGAAGCAAAAUAGGCAAAGUAUGUUUAGCAGGUGUUUAGGAUGUGCAUCCUGUUGAUUUCUCAAGCAUUACAUCAGUGAUUAUGCAGAAUAGAAACUGAAAGUUAUUGAGCAAAUCUACAGAAAGGAAACAUUGUUUUGAGGCGGGGCAUGAAAGAUGCCUUAUAAUGCCUCUACCCUGAGCCACACUAUUCGAUUUUGGUGUGACGGUGCCAGACUCGAGCAAGAAAACCAGGAAAAGCAAAAGAUUUGAACAGCUCGGCUUGCGAUGGAAUUACUAGUAAAGGGAUUCAAUGGAAACACAAAACGCCUGACUGUGGACUGCAAUGCCACAGUUGGUGAAUUGAAGAAGCUCAUUUUGCAAGACUUCAUCAACUUUGACAAUGAUUCCAGAACCCUCAGAAGUUACGGUUUGACGUCAGAGUCCUCCCUGAUGCUACUUGUUACAAAUCCUGUAAAGUUUCCUGUACUUAUGCAGGUGUUUGUCAGGAAUGAGAUGGGCAUAACGAGUACCUACGAAGUUGACCCUAAUGAGACAGUGGAUCAGCUUCAGCGUGAGAUCUACAACAAAGAACGAGUCCCGCUGGACCAGCAGAGACUGAUUUACAACGGCAGGCAACUGGAGUCCGGCAAGAAGUUGAACGACUACGACAUCACAAAUCAAAGCACCAUUCACAUGACUCUCCGUUUACGUGGUUAAUGGAGAAGUUAAUAAUCUUGCUGAUUGUAUCUCAAACAAAUGUAAUUACAUAUUUACUUAGCCACAUCUCUUAAAGUCGUGGGUGCAAUUAAGGAACAUUUCCACCUUUAUUUCUGAAAAUAAACUACGUCCAACUCGUUUUUUAACAAGUUGACCAUGUUAAGCAUGAGAAGCCAGCACGUUUAACAGUGUAAAGAAGUCAGAAUGCAUGAAAUACCAUGUUACCCUAUCUUUAACCAAUGUUUUUGACAAAUCAUCUUCCGUGUAUGGUGCAAGUAAUUUAAUGAAAACAACAAUAACUGUUUGUAUAAGUUGAUCAGUAAUUACAUUUUACUGCUUCAUCCCUGUUAUAUUACAGUAAAUUACAAAUAUGGUAAAAAUUGUCAGUUGCCCUGGAAAACAUCAGAUUAUUUUUAUCAGUUUGUGCCUUUUAAGGCACAAACUGGUUUAAUCCUACUCUAGCCAGCUACU